This is a messenger RNA of Indicator indicator, 1062 nucleotides long. It is a transcript of the gene MITD1, whose product is annotated as microtubule interacting and trafficking domain containing 1. The coding region runs from base 1 to 753 and encodes 250 amino acids. The transcript has 7 exons. The record is from RefSeq and is a predicted model, not a curated record. Gene Ontology annotation, cellular component: midbody. Gene Ontology annotation, biological process: midbody abscission. Lineage: Eukaryota; Metazoa; Chordata; Aves; Piciformes; Indicatoridae.
AUGUCGCGGGCGGGGGGCGAUGGCACUGCCGCGCUGGAGCGGGCCGGGGCGGAGACGGUGAAGCGAGCGGUGGAACUGGACCUGGCGUCUCGGUUCCAGGAAUCGCUGGUGUGCUACCAGGAAGGCAUUGACCUCCUGCUGCAGGUGGUGAAAGCCACCAAAGAUCAGGCCAAAAAACACUGUUACCGGAAGAAAAUAUCCGAGUACAUGACCAGAGCUGAAGACAUUAAGAAACACAUUGAAAAAGAGAAACAAGAUGGCAAAUACCAUAAGCAAAUCAGGAUAGAGGAGAACGCAACAGGUUUCUGUUACGAGAAGCUUUUCCAAGAGUACCUUACUGAAAUUGUUUCUGAAGUUUGGGUGGAGGACCCCUAUAUUAGGCAUGCUCAUCAGUUAUAUAACUUUCUACGGUUCUGCGAGAUGCUAGUUAAGGGGCCGUGCAAAGUGAAAACAAUCCACCUCCUCACUUCCUAUGAUGAAGGCAUUGGAAGGAGUCAGCAAGUAAGUGGCUUGGAAGAAAUUCAACAGUCAUUGAGAAGUUAUGGAGUAACACUGAAUAUUGCAUUUUCAUCUUCAAUACAUGAUCGAGAAAUUAGAUUCAACAAUGGAUGGAUGAUUAAGAUUGGAAGGGGUCUUGAUUAUUUUAAGAAACCACAGGGUCGUUUCAGCAUUGGAUACUGUGACUUUGACUUGCGACCUUGUCAUGAAACAACAGUGGACAUCUUUCAUACUAAACAUACAAAGAAAAUGUGAUCAGCUAUGACUGCUUUUAAUGAGCGUUUUUAUAAGCAUAAAAAGUCCGACUAGAAGAUGCUGCUUGACUCCAGCUGCCCACCUUCAGACCUAACUCUUCCACAUUUGUAGUCCAACAGUUCUUAUAAUCUGUAGGUUUAGGAAUAUUUGAGACUUCAGUCUGAGAAGCAACUGUAUGAUUCCUCCCCUGUACCUCAUCUAUAAUCUUAAUGCAAUCCCUGUCCAAACUCGAUCUUGAUUUCAUAACUGACUCUCUAUACUGUCUCUCAAAGGCCUCUAUACUGUCAUUUCUAUUUUUACUAUUAAUUU